Molecule: messenger RNA, 1758 nt
Organism: Hordeum vulgare subsp. vulgare (domesticated barley)
Lineage: Eukaryota; Viridiplantae; Streptophyta; Magnoliopsida; Poales; Poaceae
Exons: 14
Coding region: 154-1449 (431 amino acids)
Source: RefSeq, a predicted model, not a curated record
GGGGCAGCCCAUGUGGACCAGCUUAUUUGCAGUCAGGGCCCAACCUUCUCGUUUCCAUCUUUUCCUCCUUUCUGUUCCAGUGAAUUCACUCGCACAAACCUGAAAUCGAACCUGAAAUCAAACCAAGAUCGAGCGGAAGCACGGCACCACGCCAUGGAGGCGCUGCUGGAGCUAGAAAAGGUGCAGAGGGUGCUCUCGCUCAUGGGCUCCCGUGGCCUCUCCGAUUCCAACGGCAGCGGCGGCGGGGACCGCUUCCUCGCCCACUUCCUCCUCUUCCUGGCGCAACCGUUUGAUUCACUUGCCAUUGAGAAGAAGGUCAUAUUAAUCUCUGAGCUUUUGAAAGAGGUUAAUUCUGAUACUCUCAAAGAAGUUCAACGUCUAGCCAGUCUGGACGGUACUAAUAGGGAAGAUGAACCAACUAAGCAGUUCAAGAUGGAUGCUGAGAAAUUAAUCAUUCAUGAUGCACCUAUGAUUGGAUUCGAUGCAAUGAUGAGAGCCAAUUCCAUCCAGGAUGCACCUAUGAUUGGAUUCGAUGCAAUGAUGAGAGCCAAUUCCAUUCAGGAUGCACCUAUGAUUGGAUUCGAUGCAAUGAUGAGAGCCAAUUCCACGCUUGAAGAUUUUUGCAGGUCAUACUUCAUAUUUCAUGGUUUGGAUGUUAACAGACCACACUCUGUUUUCAAGUUUCUUCCUUUUCUUUCUUUUACAGAGAGCUACAUAUACCAGUUAGAUGCUUCAAAUGAAGACAGUUUGCAAUUAGUUCCAGACAACAACGCUUCUUCAACAGUAUUGCAAAGGAAAAUACAAGGUUCUAGUCAGACGUCCUUGUCUGACAUGCUUGAUCCCCUUGAUAAUCUUCUUCAGUGCCAGGGGUUAAUGACAGAUCAAUUGCGAAAUGAACUCAAAUCUGGCAUCCAGUAUUGGUCUCUAGAGAGGAAGCUUUGUCAAGCAUUAUCAAGAAGUGAUAAGAUAUCUAUCGAAGAUGUUAUGGAAGCAAUCCAUCUCAAAUCAUUUGACUAUCGAGUCCUUAAUCUGAUUAUGUAUCAGCUUACUGGUCAGAAGGUCAAUGACUUGCAUAUGGAUUUCUUGUCUGUCUCAGAAUUUUUAGUUGAGAUAUGUGAUGACCUGUAUGAUUAUGAGGACGAUGUGGUUAACAAUACUUUUAACAUCCUCCGCAUGUUUGCUGCGAUAUAUGGACCUUUAGAUGCACCAAAGAUGCUGGCCAAGUGCAUUGGUGAAGCUGAGGAAAAAUAUGAGAGCUUCUCAAAGAAAUUGGACCCUAACAUUUCAAGAAGUUACUGGAGAAGAUGUGAGGAGGCUACAAAGGAAGGUGGAGAAAUAUCAGGCCAUACGUAUGGCACAUGGAAUAUCCCUCCUCUGAUAAGAGAUGAAGAAUCAUUUCGCCUUGAUAGAUCGAGCAGAGGUGAUGCUUCUGCCAUGGCCAUAAGAUGACAGAUACCAUGCUCCCCGCAUCUUCAAAUGGAGGCUUAAUUAUCACUGCUAGUAAAUGCUUUGCCAUACAUGCUUAAUUUCUAUUAAUUCCUGCAAGUUCAAAUGGAGAAAUUAUCUGAGCAUCCUCUGUGUAAGGUGGCGGGGUGUGUUAACAUCUCAUGCAGUUCACUUAAGCAAAUUUCACAAGAUUUUGUGCUGUUGCAAGCAUAUUAGUUGAGAGGAUGCGAGCCAAUGCAACCAUAUUUUGUGUUUUGAUUGAACUCAGGCUCAAUUAAGUCAAAAUAGCAUUAUUUUGAUUUUUGACCCAAA